AACUUAUUUACAGAAAAUACUCCGACCAAAGGUUCCGUCACCGUCACCGUCACCGUCACCGUAAAACAUCUUAUCAGUUCCUAUUUCGAACACUCUUCGAAAACGAUGAACCGUUCAGCCGCCACGUUGUUCAUCAUCGUCGCUACGUUGUGUUUCGUUUUAGAAUUCGAAGCAAAAACAAUCGACCCCUAUAAGGUUCUUGGGGUUGAUAAAACUGCAAGUCAACGAGAAAUUCAGAAGGCUUUUCACAAACUCUCUCUUCAAUAUCACCCUGACAAGAACAAGGCCAAAGGUGCACAAGAGAAGUUUGCUCAGAUAAAUAAUGCGUACGAGAUUUUAUCUGAUGAACAAAAGAGGAAGAAUUAUGACUUAUAUGGAGAUGAGAAAGGAAAUCCUGGAUUUGAAGCUGGCCACCCUGGAGGUAGCGGCUUUAACUUCAGACCAGGCGAACAAUGGAGUAGCGGUGGCCAGGGAGGCUCUAAGUCAUUCUCCUUUUCCUUUGGCGGCGGCUCUGGUGAUUCAAAUUCUUUUGGAUUUGGUUUGGAUGAUCUUCUUGGCAACUUUUUUGGUGAUUUUGGCAGUUCAUUUAGGUCUCAAUCUGGGCCCAAGAGUUCCCCCAAAAGUUUUAAAGCCAUAAAUUCAAAUAUCUACAAGAAAGAAAUUGUUGAUGAAGGAAUGACUUGGCUUUUGUUAUCUUAUACACCCUCAUUGAGGGGCGUCCAACAGUUUGAGUCCACUAUAGGGGAGGUUUCCAGUACAUUGCAAGGAGCUUUGAAGGUUGGAAGCAUAAACUGUGAAAAGGAAGUCUCAUUAUGUAAGGAGCUUGGUAUAUAUCCUCGCAAAGCUCCAAGGAUUUUUGUCUAUUCUUACAAGGAGAAUGAAAAGGGUUCUCUGGUGGAGUACGGUGGUAACUUGGCUGUUAAGGAUUUGAAGGCUUUCUGUCAACAACACUUGCCAGGAUUUUCAAAACGGAUUGACUUGAAUCAACUUGAUCAAUUUAGCACUACUGGAAAGUUGCCUAGGGUGCUGCUUCUCUCUUCCAAAAAGAACACUCCUGUAAUUUGGCGUGUUCUUAGUGGCUUGUAUCGUAAACGCAUUACUUUCGGUGAUGUAGAGGUUCAUGAUUCUGAUUUGAGAGUGGAAAAACUAGGAGUUGAUGCACUUCCAGCUAUUGUAGGUUGGCUACCUAAUGGAGAAAAGACUAUUCUGAAAACAGGGGUUUCUGUGAAAGAUGUAAAAUCUGGUGUACAAGAUCUUAGUAACAUACUUGAUAGUUUUGAGAAAGUAAGUAAAAAGGAAACAUCAAGUCAGUCCAAGAAAGCACAAACUGAUUCAGAAGACGGAUACAUUCAGUUGCUUUCUCGGUCAAACUUCGAGGAUCUCUGUGGGGCAAAAACUCCAGUUUGCAUAAUUGGUGCCUUUAGAUCUUUGAAAGCAAGGGAAGAGCUAGAAUAUAUUCUCUCUUUGGUCUCACAUAUGUCAUUGUCAAGAAAACCAAAUGGAGGCGGCAGCUCUAGGGACUCCAUUUCCUAUGCUCUCUUAGACUCUGCACAGCAACAAUCCUUUCUAAACGCAUUUGACAAAAUGGGUUAUAAAUCAUCAGAUAAGUUGUUGAUUGCCUACAAACCUCGGAAAGGGAAAUUCGCUGUAUUUAUGGGUGAUAUGAGAAUAGAGAAGGUAGAGAAUUUUAUCGGCUCCGUUCUAAGCGGAGAUAUACCCUUUAGGGAAACACAUAAGAAGCCUGUACUAAAAUAGAGGCAUUAGGGUAUAUUAGGGAGCACUGUUUUGCAGUAUAAAUAUAAGAGAUAGAAUCAGAUCAGUUUCAAUACCGGCAAGAGUACAUAUGAUGCACAAAAGAGACAAGUCUAAAAUUUAAAAUAUCUUAAAUAGUCGCCGAGUCCAAUGGUACGAGAUUGACAGGAAAUUUUGGCAAUGACAUAUUUCAAAGAUGUUGGUUUUUGGUUGAUAUGCAUUUCUGUUGUAGUUUAUCAUAUUAUAAGCUUGUGAGGUCUCAUUUCACAUGAAUUAAUUGGUAGUGUACAGUAAUAUUGUUUUAAGUGCUAUCAUCUUGAACACGAGAACUUGAUAUUGUUUUUGUUUA
Trifolium pratense (red clover) is the source of this 2101-nucleotide messenger RNA. RefSeq names its product dnaJ protein ERDJ3A-like. The record is from RefSeq and is a predicted model, not a curated record. The transcript is spliced from 7 exons. Lineage: Eukaryota; Viridiplantae; Streptophyta; Magnoliopsida; Fabales; Fabaceae. The coding region runs from base 106 to 1755 and encodes 549 amino acids.